AUGGGUUGUUGCCUUUCCCGAGAAGGGGACGCUCAUUCACCUUACUCCGGCGGCGAUGCGACCGGGUCAUCCCGCGCAAUCAAUGAAGAGGCUCAGGCAGCAGGCAGCUCUGGCUCCAAUACUGGCUACGAUGACUCGUCUUCGCGUCGCCGCCGCAGAUACAGCCACCAGCCGCUAGCGCAGCAUAUUAACAAGCCCCUUCGUCGCCAUGAUUGGACCAGCCAUGACCGCCUUUGGACUCCCGCUGCUCUGCGCCGGGAGAGAAUUGAGUUCUUUGAUACACGUGUCUCGGGCAGGCAGGAAAUUUGGCAGACUAUCCACGCCGCCCUGGAAGUCCUCUGGGCCGCUGAUGAGGUUGCGCGCAAGGGCCAGAGUCAAAGACUGAGCGAGGACGGCGGCCCAAGCGAAGAUGAUCCGGCGACAGCCUUGAUGACAGCGCAGAGCAUUCUGGAUGCUGCCGAAAUUACUCUGCCGACCGGAGAUCUCCAUGAUGGUGCCUACGAUGCCUUUGGCAAUUUCUAUCAGCUUCCCCGCCAUAUUAUCUCCGAUCCUACAAACUUGGUUUGGAGACCUGGGAUGACAGAGGAUGAUGACCUCGAAGAUACCAAGGCUGAUUUGUCCGGUGGUGAAACUUGCGAAGAGAGAGAAGAUGCCGAUGAGGCUGAGCGGCGCCGGGUGGAGAAGGGCAAGGCUGUUAUCGAUAUCCGGGACCAAAUUACUGUCAAAGCAAGGCUGAGCGAUACUUCCCAAGAUGUUGUCGUGUUUGCGGACAAGAAGGACACUGUCCGCCGUAUUGCAAGGCUCAUUGCCGAAGAGGCGCAGCUCCCUUCUAACAAGAAGAUCCGAAUUGCUUAUAUGGGGAAAAUUCUCCAGGAAAACUCUCCUCUGGAGGCACAGGGUUGGAAGCAAGGGCACGUCGUUAACGCACUGGUGUUUGACCGUUAG
Molecule: messenger RNA, 945 nt
Organism: Thermochaetoides thermophila DSM 1495
Lineage: Eukaryota; Fungi; Ascomycota; Sordariomycetes; Sordariales; Chaetomiaceae
Exons: 3
Coding region: 1-945 (314 amino acids)
Molecular function (GO): protein binding
Source: RefSeq, a predicted model, not a curated record